GUGUUGAGGCUGCCCGAUUCUUCGGAACCCCCUCGGACCUUGUACGAGGGCACUACCCCGUUACUUCCCCGAUACGUGGACAAACGGUGCUUCUGCGACGUUACAAAGUCACCUCCCCGACUGCUUCUCACCAUGGAAAAGGAGAUACGGUUGCUGCGUCUAGGGGCGGAGAUACAGGUUCCGGAACCCCCUGGGUGUCCCGAAGCCUCGCUGUUUGACGUCGGAAUAAAGAUCGCUGAAAAAUCGGUGGACCCCUGGGACAUUGCGGACGGGAUAAUCCCCGAGGAACAUGUGGCCAUCCGAGAAGAGGAAGCUCAGAUGGCCAGGAAAGGUGCCAUGCGCCGAGGAGGUUACUCCGUGGAAGGAACCGGAGCAGCCAAAGGGACCCGGAUCGAGCUGACGUGGACCCGGGACAGCGAGCACCGCGCCAUGAACGAAGAUGUGGAGCUACUUAUUAUCCAAGCUUGGAGGACCGAAGUGGAAGGAGACCUGCUAGGAUUUGUCUUUGGAACAGUGGCACCCGGACAUCGACAGACGAUCGUAGGGGAGCUUUUAAUUCCCUUCACGCAGCUAUUAGACGACCUGCCGAUCGACAUCAUCUCGCACUGCGAUGAGAAUCCGGCGCCACACAUUCUAUCGUGGAGUUUGACGCCUUACCUGCAAUGGUCGGCUUGUCUGGAGGAUCAAUGGGGGAACGGUAGCUACCUGUCAGACGCAGAGUACCUAAAUCCCAGGGGGAUAACUGACGUUCUCUUCUUCCAACACGGAACGAAGUCGGGAGAGGAAGCGGAAGAAGAAGAAGAAGAAGCGAAAGAAGAGGAGGAGGAGGAAACCUCUGAAGAAGAGGAAAACUACAGUGAGUAUAGCGAGCACGAGUCGGGGGCGGUGAGCGAAGAGAGCGAAGAAGGCGAAGAAGAAGAACAAGACGGGGCGAGUGCAGAAGAAGGGGCGGACCAAGCGGAAGCACAAGAGGACGAUCCUGCGGCUGAGCAACGGAGGGCGGAGAUAGCGGAAGGAAAGCGGCCCUUAGAGCAGUCGGUGGGACUAGAUCUGCCUAUACCGGACGAUCCGACCAGUCCCGAGCCGCCGAAGGAAGAAGAUGAGCUCCCUCAUGCAGAGGCAUUGGGCACGCCGGCACGGAGGCAACGAAGCCGCUCCCCCUCCCCUUCCCCCCGUCCCCUAGUUCGAGCACGUCCCGAUCCGGGGCAUCGGGCUUCGUCCCCGGUCAUUAUCCGUCCGUCCCCUUGACUUCCUGAUGGUCCGACAUAUCGAUAACCCGCUCUCCUUCCCGCACAACCCCUUCCCGACCUCCACCUUCCAUCACUUCUAUGCCACCCGCCUCG
Messenger RNA from Chara braunii, 1343 nucleotides. NCBI's taxonomy places the organism in Eukaryota, Viridiplantae, Streptophyta, Charophyceae, Charales, Characeae. The record is from the annotation of a GenBank genome assembly.